Molecule: messenger RNA, 11603 nt
Organism: Chelonia mydas (Green sea turtle)
Lineage: Eukaryota; Metazoa; Chordata; Testudines; Cheloniidae
Gene: PGAP1
Product: post-GPI attachment to proteins inositol deacylase 1
Exons: 27
Coding region: 1-2688 (895 amino acids)
Biological process (GO): GPI anchor metabolic process; endoplasmic reticulum to Golgi vesicle-mediated transport
Cellular component (GO): endoplasmic reticulum
Molecular function (GO): phosphatidylinositol deacylase activity
Source: RefSeq, a predicted model, not a curated record
AUGGGCAGGAGUCCCGGGGUGGCGGCCGCGCUGUUCUACGGGGCGGUGGCGGCGCUGGUGCUGCUGGGGGUGCGGGACGUGCUGUUCGUGUACGAGGAGAACCGGUGCAGCAUGACCUACAUGUACGAGUACCCCGAGUACCUGAAAAUAAAACUACCUACGAAAAUAUCCAGACGUUUUCCAGCCUAUGAGCUCUAUCUCUAUGGGGAAGGGAAUUACGCUGAAGAAAACAAAAAUCUGAUAUUGACAGGGAUUCCAGUUCUCUUCCUUCCUGGGAAUGCUGGGAGUUAUAAACAAGUACGUUCUCUUGGCUCUAUAGCACUUAGAAAAGCAGAAGACAUUGACUUCAAGUACCAUUUCAAUUUCUUCACUGUCAAUUUUAAUGAGGAGCUGGUUGCACUAUAUGGUGGUAGUCUGCAAAGACAAACCAGAUUUGUGCAUGAGUGCAUUAAAGUAAUUCUUAAGCUGUACAAGGUAAGACGUGAGGAUCAAGAAUUUGCUCCAAGCAGUGUUGCAAUAGUAGGUCAUUCCAUGGGUGGUCUUGUUGCAAGAGCAUUGCUCACUCUAAAGAAUUUUAAGCCUGAAUUUAUAAACCUCCUCAUUACACAAGCCACACCUCAUGUUGCACCUGUAAUGCCUUUAGACAAAUAUCUUACUGAUUUUUAUACAGCUGUAAACAAUCAUUGGAUUUUAAAGGCCCAAGAUGUAAGAAAUCUAACUACCCUUUCUGUGGCCGGAGGAUUCAGAGAUUACCAAGUUCGUUCAGGACUCGCUUUUCUACCCAGAUUAAGUCAACAUAGCAGUGCCUUAUUUGUUGUGAGCUCAGCAGUGCCUAGAACUUGGGCCUCAACAGACCACCUCUCCAUAGUAUGGUGUAAAGAAUUGGUCUUGGCUACCAUUAGGGCAUUUUUUGAUCUUAUUGAUGAAACCACCAAACAGAUAACUGAGGAUCCAAAGAAGAGAAUGUUAGUAUUGAAUCAUCACUUUGUGAGGCACCCAGCAAAGUUCUUUGAGGAAGGUCCUGAAACACUUACUGAACUUAAAGGAAGUUUGAUUUGGAUUAAAAUCAAAUCCUCAAAAUGGACCUAUACAGUUUAUAAUGAAUCUGAUGGAAAAUAUUUCAUGUUUCCUCUUUCAAACCACAGAAAAACCUACAGUCAUGUCCACUGUCGAAACAGUAUGUUGGGUACAAGUAGCUGGAUUUAUGGCUGUUUAAACAGUAGUUCAUCUGUGUGCCUGGAAGGUUUUGAUUUAUCCUGGAAAGCUGAGUUACUGCCAACUGUUAAGGUUGUAACUCUGAAACUUCAGGAAUAUUCUUCUUUGUCUAAUCUUGUAAUUUAUGUACCAGCUAUUAAUGGCAAUAAGUUUACUUUGGACUGUGAAUUCUUUAAAGAGGAUUCCCGAACAGUACAACUUCCUGUAACACAUCUUUUUUCUUUUGGGCUUUCUUCAAGCAAAAUUGUAUUCAGUUCAGCUGGUCUAAUUUACAAUGUACAGCUCCAACACUUUUGCCAGAUAUACCAAGCUUUUAAAAUCUACAUUGAGAGCCACUGCAACCCACACAAAGGAAGGAAAACGAGUGUUUACAGACUCCAUGUACCAUGGUCACAUGAAGACUCAAUAACUGUCUCUAAAGUUCCAUCUUUUACUGAGAUUUCUGCAAAACUGCACAUUGCACAACCUGAAAAUGACAGCACUGUUGCGGUAUUAAAUAUUUAUUCAUCUGUAGAUUGUCAAUAUGAAGUAACCAUCAAGACCUCAUUCUCACAAGUUCUUGGACAAGUAAUAAGGUUUCAUGGUGGUUCCCUUCCUGUGUAUGUUAUUUCUAAUAUGCUUCUUGCAUAUGGAGGACAGUUAAGCGCCUUAAUUUCAACAGGCCAAUGUUCAGAUUUUGUUCUUGCACUGUCUAGAGCAGCCAAACCCUACAAAGUGGACCCUAUUGUGAAUGUUGUUAAAUUUCUAUUGGGGUUUAACUGGUUUAAAGAUAUAUGGAAUGUAUUGUUUUUGCCAGAGUUGGAUGCUAUUUUACUGAAUAAGCAGGAUAUGUGGGACCCCCUUGUGUCCCUGAUUCUAUUUCUUUUUGGGACAGGAAUUGCCUACUGGGGUGGCAUACUCUUCUCUUCAUCUCUAAGGCUCUUGUCUUCAUUGUGGUUAUCUUUGACAAGACCCUCUGGACUUCCUAAAGACAGCAAGUUGAUGACACCAAGAAGUGCAUUUAUGGCCAUUCUUCUGAUUUUUGUUAGCUGUACCACUUGUGGGGCAUUUGCUGUAUUAAUUAUCUAUAUUCACUACAUGUUCAAGGUUAUUAAGCUACAUUCGAAUGUAAGAACAGAGCAAAAUGUUCUUAAUAUGGAUCCAAAACACGCAAAAGAAACUUCAGAUAAUUCCAAUAAAGAGACAGUAAAGAACUGUGACUCAACAGAGACCAUUACAGAAGCAGCAGCAGCGUCACCCACCACCAAUAGAGCUAUUGACAAUGUUGUAAACAGUCUUAAGAUACAUAUUACAAUCAUCAAUUUACUUACAUGGAUUGUGCUUCUCAGUUUACCGUCUUUAAUUUAUUGGUUUAAAAAUCUCAGGUACAAUAUUAGACUUGAUCCUGAUCCAUGCAGAACUAUGGCUAUUAUUCUUGUAUCCACUUUGGGAAUUCUCAUGAAUUCAAGUACUACUAAAGUAAAAUCAAGAUGAACAGCCUUAAUGAGGAACAGGUAACUUCUUUAAAUGAAAAUCUCUAACCCUUAAUAUCAAUACAUCCUUCUUCAAAUCAGGUUCAAGUAAAAUCAUCCUUCUUGCACAACUUUGACUCCUUCUAUUUGCUUUGCAGUUACAAAAAUGGUAAACUGUUUUUCUCUCUUCUCACAGUAAACUGUCGAAAAUUGCAGCGCAACUUCCUCUCCCUUUGUCAGCAGCUGUGGUGGCCUUUGGACCAAUGCAUUUAUACAGAGCACCAUACUUUGUAAUCUGUUCUCUUCUUCUACAUAUGUUAUGUUGUAUUGUGUAAAUCUUUAGUUUCCCAAAUGAAAUCGGAAAAGCAGUGUGACCCAGAAAUGGAUGCUGCAAAAAAAGUCAAGUUGAACAAAGAAAUGUCCAGAUCAAUGUAACCGCUAAUGAACAUCAUUUGGAGUAGAUGACAGAAUUGUGACCACUUCUUGUGAAGUUUGGGGUGUUUGGGAAAUCUCAGAAACAUGCUCGUGGUGUUAGUGUACUAAUCUUAUAAAAUUGAUGGGAGAAUUGCAAUAUUUCUCUGGACACAAAAAUCUCUUUUCUUAUUAGCAUAACACUUCAGUGUUCUAGAUUUCAGUAGGCAGACCAUUCUGUGUCCACACUGCAGACAUUUUGAUAUUUCUGUUGACACUUGGUUUUCUGUUGAAACACGUUUACCCUGCUGUGUAUAUGUAUUGAACCUAUGUCUUGUUCUUGAGUUUUAAAAUGUGAUGGGUAAAAUUCACAAAUGAUUGAAAGUGCAUCACAAAACUAAAUAGCCAAGAAUACUUUUAAUCAUUUUAUGCCACACUAACAAGCUGUCACAACUUUCUUUUUUCUUGUAUCUAAACAAACUAGAAUGUAUUGUGUCUACUGAUCGGUUAUUUCUAACAAAUCAAACAUUUUUAUCAGUGUCUGUGGCACAUUUGUGUGAUUAUUGAAACUGUUGGUGGCUUAUAAACUUUAACUUUUGUAAGAGUGAUAAAACUAUGUCUACUCUAUGUUGCUUUCUAUUCAGGAAGGAUAUCAUAGAUUCAUACACAAUUUCUGUAAUGUUGUUUUAAAACAGUGACAAAUUCUGAAGAAAACCUGUGCCAGAAUUUUAGUAAUAGUGGGAAAUACUGACCAUAAUAAUCAAUUCUGUAAAGUAGCAUCUUAUUGCCUCGAUCCUACAGUGACUGGCAUUAUUAAAAUACCUAAGACAGACAUCUGUAAUGUAUGGCAAAUCUCUCCCUUGGUACUGUACAAGUGUUUUAAAACAAAACAAACAAAAUUGUGUCCAUCAAGCUAAAAUUAUCUAUAAUCCUUGUAAAUCUGAUUGGUUGAUUCUAAACAGAGAUGGACUGCCUACUCAUUUCUGUGUAUCUUAUCUAUCUCUAGUAUUUCUGAGGCACCUAUCACCUUAAUAUCAAAGCACUGAUCCUAUCUGAUAGCUCUUUUUUUUUUUUUUUUGGAUCAUCUCUUCUUAUGAAUAGGUUGAGGAAAUCCAGUACCAACAGUCAAGUUACAUCAUAUGCUCCGUACAGCAGUAGAGCGUAAACCCAUUUGUUCUAUUGUAUUGCAUCAUUCUUGCCUGAAGUGCCUCAGUUAAUUCUGGCUUGUUUUUAAGAGUCUUUUAGUUAAGCUGGCUGGGAACUCUAAGUUUAUGCAAUGACUUUCCAAACUGAAAGUGUGAGGUGACAUGACAAUAUGCUGGUUUUCUAAUCUUAACAUUUAUAUAAUGCUAGGCCAUUCAUAGUUUUUGUAAAUCAGAAAAGGUCUUUGGACAAAAAACACUCUGAAAUUUGAUUUCUACCCAAAUGUAUGUAUAUGACACAAACACUCCUAGUAUGCUGUGUGUAUUUGUAGCCAAAUUCUGCAGUUCUUUAUCGUAAAACCUCAUAUUCAGAUACAGAGUAGAGUAACAAUAUUUCUAGUUUCUAUUCUAAUAUUUCUAGUGUAAUGAGAGAGAGAGUAGCAGAGCCAUGUAGAGUUUUCUGUAAGCCAUUACAAUCAAGUGAAAGCUACUUAUCCUAGGUUGGUCUUCAUUGCUGCAUAUUGUACUGUUUCUAGCAUCCCCAGGCCUGAUUUUUGCUACUCUGACCCCUGAGUAGUACUUUAUUCUGCAAAUAGAUCCAUUUACACUGUUGCAGUGGUUAGAUAUCCUCACUGUUAAAUAUUUACUUCCUGUUUGAACUUUGCCCAUUUAGCUUCCAGCACUAUCUUUAUGAUGUCCUGGUUUGCUAAAUAAGACCCCCCCCCCCUUACUAUCAGCGGGGUGUGUGUAAAUUUUUGCGCACUAAAAUUAAAUUGCCUCUUAACUUCCUUUUGAAUGAGAUAGUAAAUGAGUUCAAUUUAUUUCUCUUAUUGUAAAAUGAGUUUUCCAGGCCACAAAUCAUUCUUGUUGCUGUUCUUCAAAUCCCCUCUAGUUUUUUAAAACCCUUUUUAAAGUAUGGACACCAGAAUUGGCCACAGUAUUUCAGCAAUGGUCAAAUCACCUCCCUCCCUGUUCGUAAAACACUUCUGUGAAUGAGGGGAAUAAAACGUGUCUUUAGGCUUAUUUCUGUUGAUUAUGGCCUUCUGUGGGUACAUAUGAAAUUUUUAUUUUAUAAACUGCCAUCUACAUAGCAUAUAUUAAGACGUUAUGAAAAUUAGAAUAAAAUGUUACCCUAUUUUAAGUAAACUAUUUAUUAAAUAGCAAGUAUAGAAAUGUAUUUUUACUGCUUUGUAGGACCUAACAUACCAUCUGUCUCAAAAUGAGAACUGAUGGAAGUCAAACCCAGAAUAUUACUGUGUUUUCCUAAGACAAACAUCUGAGCUGUUGCUAUCCCAAACCACCGUCAUAGGGUAUGGAUGGAAUACCUUUCACGUUAGGUAGAAAUUAUACAACUCUUGCAUUUAUUAAUGGUGUAGUUUAUAUAGCAAUGUUGUUUUAGCCAUGUUGGUACAAGGGAUUAGAGAGACAAGGUGGUGAACUAUUAUCUUUUAUUGGACCAAUUUUUGUUGGUGAAAGAGACAAGCUUUCAAGCUCCACAGCUAAAUCAGCUGUGACACUCUGAAUACCUUUCCCAGACCUGAAGAACAACUCUGUGUAGCUCGAAAGCUUGUCUCUUUCACCAACAGAAGUUGGUCCAGUAAAAAGACAAUACCUUAUCUACCUCGUCUCUCUCUAGUUUAUGUAGAGCAUUACCUUUUCUCAGAUGAGAUGAUGAUACUCUUAGGAUUCUCACACAGCAGUCUCAGGCUGAGUGUGUUUUACAGAAUUGUUAAAAUCUUUGGUCUAGAUUUUCAAAAGUGACCAAUGAUUUUUGUAUGACCAACCUGGAAUUCCUUUUUGGGACUUAAUUUUUUCAGACUGUGCUGAGCACUGACCCUCUGCAAAUCAGGCCCUUUUAGAGUUGUGUACAUAUAUAUGUUUGUUUCUAUUAAUGCAGGUUUAAUUUUGCUUGUCUCUCUUGUUUUCUAAAGAAAGAAAAGACACAGUUUCAUAAGGUAUAAAGAAUACACUUUUUAUUAAAUUUCAGUUUAUUUUUCUGUUAAAGAUCCUAUGGGUUGGAUUGAGAGUCCUUAUAUUUAAAACGGGAAUGGGGUAGAACCAAUAAUCUUUUAAACCAGCACAGAUGUAAGUGAACCCUCUGUGAAUAAUGGUAAACAUACCUAUGAUACCUUAUUAAUAUAUUGUGUUCCAACAUUUAUGAAACAAUUCUGAGAGACGGCAUGUGGAAUAUGUUUUAAACAUGUUCAUUGGAUUCAGUUUCCAGUUUAUUCUUGUAAUUUAGCCAACAUUCGCCGCCUCUGUGCUCGGAGGAGAGAAAGCAGUCUGAAAACAGCAUUAUCUUGUGAUAUUUUAGGGGCAGUCUCCCUUUUCAAGGUGAAGAUGGCUGUUGACAUAUAGGGGAAUUGGGACCACGGAAUUAGCCCCCAUCACAGGAAAAUAGUGUCCUGCAAAUUUAAUGGACUAGGGACUCUCGCUGCUUUGAGAACAGGUCACUCAGGAGCCAUGCUGUCUUCUAACUUCUGUUCCCCGUCUCUGGUGGGAAUAAAAGCUGCAUGGAGGGUAUUAAUAUUGCAAUAUUAUUUGCUUGCACGUUUCCAAAUAGAUCUGUCAGAUUUGGAUGGGUGCAUGCCACGUAGAGAGCAAAUGUUCCUUAGCUGAACUUCAAAAUCCAUUCAGUUUAAGAAUUCUUAAGUGUGCUUUUUGGCUUGUUUUUAUAAGCUUUCAGAAACAAAAUCGAAACCAGGACAGGAACCCAGGAAUAAAAUUAAGUAACUUCAGUUAAAAUACAGUAGAAUCAAUAUUUUGCAAAUGGGCUAUAACUAGAACUUUUUAGUAAGGUGUCCCCAGAAUAAAGCCCAGUAUCCUCAACUGUUCUUGACUUGAUGCGUAUUGUCUUUCUUGUCACUGUGACCAAGCAUGCAGGUAUUUUCUGCACUGUCUUCUCAUCCUGCAAUAAUUAGUAUCUGCUCUGUAGCUUCCAAUUCAUCAUGUGACCAUAAUGUGUGAUGAUAGAAAGGAGAACUCAUACGACUUUGGUUGUUAGCUGGGUCUUUUCAAACCAAUGUAUCUCAAAAUUGAAUGAAUAUUGACCACAAGGGGUGGUAUCAUAUUUAUUCAAAACAAAACUGGACUUCUGCAAGCUAGGUAUCAGCAUCAUCCUAAAUAGGGCUUGGGGUGGGGGGGGUGUGUGUGUGGAGGGUUAUUUUAAAAAUAAUUGUGGUAACUGGAGUUUCAUUUAGAAUUAUUUUUAAUAUUCAGCACAGUGAUAAUAAUUUUUAUCAUUUAGGGAGCUGAUUUAAAUAGCAAGCUAUUGCACAUUGCAAAAUGAAUGGUAUAGUAAUACAGGACUGAGAAAUAAACUAAAAAAUAUUCUAUCUAUAACACAGUAGGAGAAAUUGGGAGUGCUAUGUGAUUACAUAUAAUGGAGCAUCUGCAUGGAACAAAACAAAAUGUAAGUUAACCCAGCCAGGCUACAGAUGAGCAGUCAUAUUAAAAGUUGCUGUUGAACAAAAAUCACAGUCUUGAUAAUAACAUGAAUCAGAUUUAUAUAUUUUAUUUAAGGGUUUAAAAAGUUACUGCUUUUAUCAGUACCAUUCUUGAUACAAAGUCUGUUUUUUCUGUCCCAUUGCCAGUAAUAAACACCUCAAAUACCAAGUGACAAUUAAUUUAUUAUAUUUAAUAGCUUUUGCUAUGUCUGCUUUCUAGUUUUUGACAGGAGAGUAUAAAUACAGUUCUAGUGUCUGUGAACAGAUUUAAACAUUAAUGGAAAACAUAACUGAUGAUCAGAUGUCUUUCAGUAAAAUGAUGAGAGAUUACUUGCAUAUUUGGACCUCAGUCUUGCUUGUGAUGAGAGAAAAGAGAGUAGCCAUUUUAUAGACAUUAAAUCCUGCAGCUUAAUAGAACUGCAGUGUGCUUUUUUGAGUGUGUAUUUAUAUAAUAAUGCUUCUGCUAUUAUAAAUUGUUAAACUACUAGAGAACUGUUAACCACAAAACAGCCUAAAAUCUUGAAAUUCAUUUUAUAUUUCAUGUUAAAUGUUCGACAUUUGUUCAGUUUUAGUGUUAGACUUUUUACAUCCCAUUUUGGAAAAUAAGUGAGCUAGUUUUUACAACACUUAGCACUGUGUUGUGAACUGUUUAAAAAAUGUUCAUUACCUUAGCAAAACAGGCACAUUUGCCACCAAAGCUGUAUAUAACUGUUACAUACCUCUGGAUGUUUGUGCCAAUGAUCUACAUUUAAAAGACAAAUCCAUACUGGACUAAAUAAAAUCAAGUUUUUCUACUUAAUUUUUUUUAAAAAACCUGGAACUUUAAGCUAGCAUUCAAAAUGAAUAAGUAUUUAAAAUCUAUACAAGUUUCUUUGAAAACCUUUUAGAAUGGUAGUACUUUGAUAUAUUUUCUUAAUAAUGAAAGAAUGCAAAUCAAAGUUCUUAAUUUAAAGAGUUCUAUGUGUUUUAAAGUUAAACUAAAUAAAAAGUAUAAAUUUGUACCUUGGAAAACCCUUACUACAGUAUUUCUGUGUUUUCUAAUAAUUUUUAAAUUACUUUAGAAAAAAUUCAGCAGCCUUUCUUUAGUCAGGCAAAUCUGCCUAGGCCCCCAAUUCUGCAAGCUACUUAAGCAUGUGCCUACCAGAAUUGAGGUCUAAGUAAGAACUGUGAUAUUUGGCCCUUUAUUUGGAUUCAGAUUUAUGGCUUGAUCCUGCAAACCCUUACAUAGGUAGUCCUGACGCAUGAGUAAUCCCACUUUACACUCUGAUCUUGCAAGCAUGUCUGCAUGGGCACAAGGCUGGACUGUGUGGAGCUUCUUGCAGGAUCAGGACCAUAGUCUAUAAGGGCUUAUGUCAGUAAAGGUUUGCAGUAUCAUUCCCUAACCCUAAGGCAUAUUUGUGCACACACUGUCAAGCGUUGUGUUCAGAGUAAUAAAUGCUAAAACUAGUAUCUUAAAUUUACGCAGGAUCGGUCCAUUAGAAAUCAGUGUAUUGAAGCUUGGUGUGUUCAUCAUAAUACCAACAAGAAUUUCUUUCCAUUUUCUGAAACAAGUGAGAAAAUGUUUGAAUUUAUUGUAAAUCUGAAAAAAAUGUAUGAGGCAUUUUGAUUUUUAAGUUUUUUAAUUUCUGUUGCUGCGUUUGACUAUUAACUAUUUUAUUCUGGUGGAAAUUAAAACUUUAAUAUUCAAUUAUGUAACUGCAGUUUGAGAACCAUAUUGGAGAUACUUCAGUAACUGACAGCUAUAACAUUAUAGCACUCUACAAAGAAUAAAAAUGACACACACAAUUAGAGUGCCAAGCCAAAAUGAAAAUUACAUAAUAUUUUCUCACUAUUUAAACAACUAAAUGAACACACUGCAGUUCAAGCCUGUAAACUUCGGUAGCCUUUGAUUACAUUGUGAAAGUCCAUAUGAAGUUGUCCAAAGAAUUUUUUUAAAGUAUGGAUCAUAACUGAAACUUGAUUGAGUAGCAGGAGAGAGGGGGGUGUUAGUUUCUUACUCUCCCUGUGUUAGCUGUGGUAUUCUUGGAGGCCUCCACUAUUUUUUAAAUACAACUAAAUUUUCUUUACAUUAGUUGCUUUGAAUCCAAACCUUAAAGGCAGGAAAUUCAGAAUUGUUGUUUACAUUAAUUCCUGAACUCCUACCAUUGUGACCAAAAAAAGAAAUAACAAGAAAGAAGUAUAAGCCUCAGGUGUGUGUCUUGGCUUUUGUUGCUUUUUGUGUCACAAUCCUAAUCCCCUAUAGAAAUUAAUUGUAAUUAUAUUAAGAUUUUAUUUUUUCCCCUAGAAACCUUACCUAAAGCUGUAAAGACCACAUUAACAAUGUACAGUUAAUAUCUGGGCCUGUUUAAAAGCAAAAGGGUAUAAUACUGUAGUGGCUCCAUAAGCAUUGUAUAGUGAAUUAUAUUUCUGAAGAAAAAUUUAUUAUUUUACAUAUAACCUGCAAAGGACUUUAAAAAAAAUAGACUUAUGCCAUAUUUUGGUUCUUUCUGAGCCAUUAAAGCAUUUCAGAUCCUUUUACUGUUCAUUUUGGGAUUUAAAUUUUUUUUUCUAAGAAUAUGAGGACAGUCAACUGUGGCUUUUUUGGCUCUUGCGAUAGGACCUACUGGAUAUCAGAAGAUUGUUAAACCUCACUUUUUAAUUGAAGGGGCAGGGAUGUUGAAUCCAGUACAAAGAUGCCCUUUCUUCAAAAUAUUAAGUAGUCAUUGGACUUCAAAACUUUUAUUUUUAUUAAUUCCUUUUUAAAUGGUGUGAGUAAAAAUCUUCUAUCAAUCACUCCACUUUCACUCUCUUGACUUUGUUUUGCUAGUUCCAAUCAUUGUUCCUUUCCAAGCUAGCCAAAACCUGAAUUUCUAAUAUAAAAAACCUUAAAAAAAUAUCACCGCACACCACCUACCAAUGUUGAGAGCACCUUUAUACAUCAUAAAGAACCAAGAAAAAACUGAACAAGCCCAAUAAUUUGUUUCUUUUGCAGAUCAUCUUUUAAUUUCUCCUCCAAAUGCCAUGAUAGACUCUUGCCCCUGCAAAAUAUCAGUUCAUACUGUUUUAAAGUAAUUACAAGAGCUCUUAAAAAUGUUGGAAACCACAAACAAUUUUGGAAUUUUUAUAAUUUCAAAACAGCCUAAUUGACUUUUUUGUAAAUUUUUUCUUAUAGUUUGAGAUCUUGUAUGGUCAGUUUAAACUUGGCAUGAAUGUUUUUGGUGGAGUUAACCCCAGCAGUUACAGGUUUAUAGAGACUGUUGACAGGGUCUUAACUAAAGUUGUGUGAAUAUUGAGGCUAUAAUCCAUUAUCAUUCUUUAUAAAAGUGAUUGUAAUUGAGUUCUCAAAUAUACUUUAUGCAAUAUAUGAUAAAUAUAAAUACUUAGGGCCUGAUCCUGUGAGGUGCUGAACACACCUUGAAAGAUGUUGAGUACAUUACUGAAAUCCAGUGAAAGGUGAGAGCUCUCAGCACCUUGCAAUAUUGUGCUCUUGGAGACUAGUCCUUUUCCUGUUGACAUCAGUGGAAGUUAGAUUUGAACGGGAACUCGUUUGCGACCUUCAUACUGUGUGAAGGGUCUAUUCUGUGCAGUAUGUACUCAAAAUUUAAUUUUUACUUGUCUUUUCCACACAAAUGUGCAUGACUUUUGUCCAGCAUAUAUAUUGUAUUAAAUACACAUCUUAUUUUUGUGUAUAUAUUUUUUUAUGGUAUACUAACACUUGCAUUCAUAUAAAUGGUUGUAAUUCACAAAAAGUGCCACCUAUUAGUCAUACUGUGUGCAGAGUGUUGUGAAUGUUGUUACCUGUAUUUUUCCCUACACCAUUGGGCAUAGUGUUGAACAUUUGCCUUCAGUCUUUGCUCAGGUAUUGAUGUGAAGCAGUUUAGUGCUUUUCUUUCUAAAUUGUUAUAUGUGGUAUUCUAAGUAUUCGGAAGGUAAAAUAAAAAGAAAAUAAAAACAGUGAA